CCGCCCACAGGGCACGACGACUGCUGUCCUUCCCCCUGCCCUGCGCGUGGAGACCGGGGCUUGUCUUGUCUCUGUCAUCGGAAUUGCACCAACCCUCUCGGGCGGGGAAGGGGAAAUUACGCCACCGGCCCAUCAUGGGCAAUCCCGUGAGCAAGAGCCAGGCGUUCAUGGAGCAAAGAGAGAGAAGCAACACGGAGUACCGGAAGCAGGGAACCCUGUCUAUGAACCUGGUGCGAGAGGAAUUCAAUCGCGAUAUACAGGAGGUGUACGAUCUGAGGUCGGGCGAGCUGCUCGGGAAGGGAGGUUUCGGGACUGUCAGAGUCGUCACGCAUAAGGCGACGCAAAACAAGUAUGCGCUAAAGACGAUCGAGCUGAAGGACGUGGAGACGGUGGAGCAGUACGAGUUUCUCCUCAACGAAAUCGAGAUCAUGAAACAGCUCGACCACCCUAACAUCGCGCGGGUGCAAGAGGUGUUCCAUACCCCCGACCACUACUAUAUGGUGAUGGACCUGUACACGGGGGGGGACAUGUACGCGAGGUACAAAUUUAGGAGCGAGGACGAGACGGCGAAGAUUGUGAACAAGCUCAUCAACGCCCUUCGGUACUGCCACGACCGCAACAUUGCGCACCGAGAUAUCAAGCUUGAGAACAUCUGCUUCGAGUCCAUGGCAGAUGACGCGGAGGUGAAGCUGGUGGACUUCGGACUCAGCGCUUCGUUUAAGGACGAGCAAAUGAGGCACGAUUUGGUGGGGUCCUGGGCGUUCAUGGCGCCGGAGGUUCUUCAGAGAGCGCACCAUCCUCAAGCCUGCGACCUGUGGAGCAUGGGUGUCAUCACGUACUGCCUCCUGGCAGGGUUCCCUCCGUUCCGAUCAGUCAACCUCAAGGGCCUCAAGGAGCAAAUACUAUACAGUAAGGUGACGUUUGAGGAGGAGCCGUGGAAGAAUGUGAGCAGCUAUGCGAAAGACUUCAUCCAGAAACUUCUCAAGAAGGAUCCUCAGAAGCGAUUGACGGCACAGCAGGCCCAACAUCACCCGUGGCUGACGAAGGCGCGUAGCACCAAGAACAACGCCAAGCUUAGCCCGAAAGUGGUGGAGAACCUGAUGCACUUCAAGAACCUCAACCUCAUGAAGCGCGUCGCGUUGGGGGUGGUGGCGAGAACACUGGAGGCGUCAGAGAUGAGAAAUCUGGAGCAGGAGUUCCAUAAGGCGGACAUCGCGAGGAGCGGAGAGAUCUCCAUCGAGGAUUUCCGAUCCGUCUUGUUGAGAUCAAACCAGUUCCAGCGCAAGGAGGUGGACGAAAUCUUCGAGGGGCUGGAUAUCGGUUCCUCCGGGAGGCUCUCGUACACCGACUUUACGGCCGCCGCCCUCAACAGGCAACACUUGGACACGCGGCGACUCAAGUACGCGUUCGAGAGGCUGGACCAUGACAACAACGGCUACUUGGACUACGAGGACUUGAUGAUGACAGUCGGGUCGGACCUGAGCACAGAGGACGUACGGACAGCGAUAAAGCAAUUCGACACGGACAACAGGGGCAAAGUCUCCUUCGACGACUUUUGCAAGGGUAUGCGGUCGACGGGGGGAGCCCUCGACGCUCUGUCGACCGCCCAGCUCACCUCCGGUUACAUGGUGGAGAGCAUCGCGAAGGGUGAAGGCGCGGCGGCCAUCCAGGCGGUGGUCGCAGAGGACUUCUUGCCGCCGUCGCCGCCGGUGUCGGGGGUGCCCGACUCCGCCGAAAAGCUCAUUCCGCCGCUCCGACGGCAGCAGCAGCAGCUGCUGCAGCAGCAGCAGUUACUGCAGCAGCAGAAGCAGCAGCAGCAGUUACUGCAGCAGCAGAAGCAGCAGCAGGACGAGCAGCAGCGGGUGGCAGUAGACGGCCGGGUUGCAGGGCGGGCGGUGGAGGCGGAGGCGGCCGGAGAUGCGGCGGUUGCUGGGGCGAGGGGAGGAGGGGAGCGCUUCAGCAGCAUGGAGCCCGGCGGGCGCAACUCGGUGUCUUCGACGGCGGAGACGGCGGCGUUGAGCCGGCCUCAGUCGCUCGACAGGCAGACCGUCGCGGCCCUCGCGACAGGCGUGGCCAACGACAGCAAUGACAGCAGAGGCAGCGGUAGUGCUGUCGCUGCCGCGGCCUCCGACGGGGUCGGCUGUCGGCCGCAGUCGCUGGGCCGGGAGUCGACGCUCGCGAUGGCACUAGGCCGCGCCGGCGGCGGGAGCGGGAGCGCGCGUGCGCUGUCCCUCGGCCGGUUACCGUCGGUCAUGAGCGGGGAGUCACUAGCCGUGGGGGGAGGGGGGGCGGAGGCAACGGCCCCGGCGCCCCGAAAAUGGUCCAAGGAGGUGCCGCCCGGGGGGGGGGCGCGGGCGGAAGCGCCGCUGUCCCCGGGGGGUACCCCCUCGGCCACCGGCGGCGCCGGCGCCGCGGUGGACCUCUGGGGGGAAGGCGUCAAGGGGAGCCUUGCCGGGCGCAGGAUGCGGGACUCGAUCAGGCUGCGGGGCGGCCUGCUGGGCGGCCUGCCCGUUCCUCUCGGGUCCACUCCCACGGGAGGGGGCGGCGACGGCGGCGGCGGCGGAGGGGGAGGGGGAGGCGGGGGCGGCGGUGCGCUCUGGCACGGCGGUAGCGGCGACCACCAGCAGCCGGGCGCCGCUUCGUCCGCGUCUCCCAACAACGUUGCGCAGGCGGCGGCGGCGGCGGCGGCGGGGACAAGCCCUAGCGUUCUCCCGAACCCCAACUCGGUGGCGGGAAGCUUACCGCCGCCGCACCCACGCGCGGGGGACGUCCUCCUGGGGGGGGUCAGCGGAGCGGUAGGGGUAAGGGUACCAUCGCCGCCACCGCGCGAUGAAGACGUCGCCGCCUCGGGGACGGCCGGCGGGUCGGCGCGGAGCGGGGGCGGGCCCGUGGAAUCGGAGAAGUACAACCGGUCCGCAACCGCCGCCGCUGCCGCCGCUGCGACAACGACGACAUCGACGCCGUUCUUGAGGAAGAGGAUCGUGCCGACGACGGCUGCGGACCUACCGCCGAAGGACUCGACGGCGGGAGAGGUCGACCUCGGGUGGGGCGCCGAAGGUGCGCCGGCGGACCUUGCCCCGCCCGGAAGCAGCGUGGGCGACGAGGGCUCGAGCGGCAGCAGCGGAGCGGCGAUGAGGAGCCCGAAGCUGGGGGGCGGGCAGCGGCGGCGGCAUGUACGGCGCUCGACGUUGUUUUGCACGCCCGGUGCGCCGAGAGAGAGACGGGCAGGCGGCGGGAGCGGGGGGGGCAGGAGAGGGUCCGAGUCGGCGGCCGGGAGAACGGGGAGCGGCGGCGGCGGUGUCGUCGACGACGACGACGUGUACCGAAAUUACGACAGCAGCGUGGAGGCGGACGAUGGCCCCGGCGGCAUCCAGAGCCGAAGACAAACGGGGAUGUUUUGCAUACCGGGGGACGUUGCAGGGCAAACCGCGCCUUUCUGGGCGAAAUGGAUGGACGCCAUCUUCCGGGGAAACCCGGGGUAGGGAGAGCGGGCGCGGGGUAAUCGCUCGCUUACCCCGGCGUGCCGCUUGUAGCUAGUUGCCGCGAGAGGGCGAAUAACCUGGCGAUCUUGCUUGUUUGCCGCCCCUUGCCUGUUGUUCCUCGGCGGAGCGAGAGAGAUUGGUGUGAUGCUGUUGCGCAUAUGUGCGCGGCUUGUAGAGAGAGGGGGCGUGGGGGCGCGGCCAUUAUUCCUCUGGUGGCUUCUAAUGUUGUCGUUUUCUUCUGCUGUUGUUGCCAUUGAGAGGGCAGCCGUCGGGGGGGGGGGGGGAAUCAUGUUACGCUUUUUUUUCCCCUUCCCCUACAAUUUAGUCCCCCUGUUUUCGUGUCCGGCGGCGUGGGUCGCGGGACAAUUUUGGCGUUUUUGGUUGUAGAAAAUGUGUUCUGUUUUUGUGUUCGGAGGGUGCGUAUCUUUUAUGCGGCGAGACAUGUGUUUGUGUUCUCCCCAGCAGUAUUUAUUCGAACGUGGUGGAUUGGAUCAUUUUGUCCCGAUUUUUUCUUCUUGUGGCAGGCCGGCUUGCAGCCCGCCGCCAACGCCUUACGCGCGCCGUAAUCCAUAUUGCCUUUUGGAAAACCAAAGUGAUAUUAAUAUAUAUGUGUUAUAUAUAUAUUCUCUCCUUGGAAGUCGAGCGGCCGGUGUGUGAUGCAGAGCGGACGGCGGAUGUUUUGGUCUGCAUUUGUCGGUAGGUUUUCACGCCUUUUUCUUAAGAGGGCAUUUCUGCUUGAUUCUGUUGCGACGAUGAGACCGAGCGGGCGAACAUUUGCCACUCUUCCCCCCCCCGUUAUACUUUCGUGCAGGUUAUUUGGUUUUGGUUUCUUUUGUUUCGUUUGUUUGUUAGUUUUGUUCUUCAGGGGUCUUGCUGUGGCCUUCUUCGUUUUCCUCGCCCUGUUUUUCUUUACUUUUUCCUUCUGUCCGUCCGUGUGCAUGCAUGCAUGUGGCGCACUACUGUGUAAAGAGAGGGGGUGACCUCACUUGCCUGCUCGAAGCAAGAGUUUCGGUCGUUGUGGUCGGAUGGGAUGGGUGGGGUGAUCCCACAAGUCACGCUUCUCCGAUCUUUGUGUCGAAAUUCCGAGCGUCUCCCUCGUUUUUUUGCCAUUUUUUCCGAGAUAUCGGGUUAAUUCUCAGAUGUCUCGGGAAGAAAUUUCCAGGAAAUUUCGGUCAGUCUCUCAGGCACAUCCUAUCGUCGUAUAUUAACUUAUAUCUUAAGGGGGGGUGUUCACUUGUGUCGCUCCGUUGCGUUGUGUGUUCCGCGUGUUUGGUACUAUAUCGAUUUGAGAGUUUCAAUCUACCCGGAUGGUUGGUGCUUGUUGGCUACAACCGCAACACCCGAUAAAUAUGUGCUACGCAUUUCGAUCUUCUUGUAUAUGUUGCGCCCGGGGCUUGAGAUGCUUCUUUCAGCUCUCCUCUAUUACUCCUUCUUCCCGUUCUUGUUUACGAUGGACCCCUUGUGGCAGUUUCCGUGCAGGCAAGGAGGGGGUGGGAGGUUGUUGACGGGUGUCCCUUGUCGUGGUCGCAAGCUGAACUCGACUAUUAUAGUUUAAAAAGCACAAAUGGUUUGACUAUUUGUCGCAACAUCUUUAGGCCGGGAUCAAGGCCAAAUGCUCUUCACGGACGCACGGGCUGACACACCAUACAACACGGAAGGCACACGGUAUGCCUGGCACACCCGUCUUGUUUCGUUCUCCAUAUUUUCCCAAGGCGCGCCUCCUGAGUGGGCUCAUGAGAGCAAAAACAGUGCUUGAAGUAUUGCAGUAUCAUCUAGGGCGUGACGCAAGAUGAAAAUAAAGCAUUAGUUGGUGUGAGUCAGCUGCCAGCUGCUAUGAUAUCAGUGACGUUUCCCAAGCUCGGAACAGCUCACACAGCUGAUGACGUGUUUUUCACUCGAAGAGCGCAACGAGCAAAGCAUAUAACGUACUUCGUAUGAAAGUGAUCAUGGGGCUGGAUUGUUUUCUCGGGUGGGAGCAACAGAGUGGCUGUCGCCCGCCGCAGGUUGCAAUUUGUUUAGCAUCGUGUGCGGAGCGACCGCUACAGCCUCUGAUUGAGUGAUAAUUUGUACGGUUCUCCUUUGCUCGAUGAUGUGUCGCCGGCGACGUCUGACUGUCUGGGGCCUGAAGCAGUUGUUUUUUGGGGGUUGGAAUAGCUUUUGCGUCUAUGUUAGUCUCUCUUGGCCUCUGCCUGAUAUGUGCCAUCACCUCUUGGAUAUUUCAUAGCUUGUCCCACUUUGGGUAGUCGUCCUGUGAUCACGGAAGGGGUCCGCGCCAAUUGGACGGGUAUCAGAAGGUACCGAGCAGAAACCGGAACGGUUUUUAACUUGGAGAGCAGAAGAAAAACAACGAUGCCGCCCAC
Ectocarpus sp. CCAP 1310/34 is the source of this 5842-nucleotide messenger RNA. The record is from the annotation of a GenBank genome assembly. NCBI's taxonomy places the organism in Eukaryota, Phaeophyceae, Ectocarpales, Ectocarpaceae.